CAUUUUCUUUGGCAGCAGACAGGUGCCACGUUCAAGACGAUCAGCAGUAAACUAUACUAUAACGAAAACAAAAAAGUUUCUCUGGACAAAUUGGAAUCUGCCGCACAGUCAUUAUUAAACAGUCAGGUUUAUAAUAUCAUACCCAUUCCGGGGUGCUGUUUUAAGGAUGGCCGAUCUGAAAGAAUUCGUGUUUUCCUUUCUGUUUUGUCUUCUUUUACAAUGUGCUCCAUCUCUACAAGAUUGCUCGCGUCCCAAUCCCAGUUCCAACGUCAUAAUAAACCCGGAUCAAGCGAAUUACACACCAUGGACGUACGCAGUGUUUUCAUGUCCUACUGGUUAUUUAGCUUCAGGUGGUGCGACCUAUUCUUACUGUUACUCGGGAUCGCCCGACUACUGGUCCCCUGCGAUGUCGCAGGUUAUAUCCUGCACGAUAGAUACGAGUGUGACUACGCCUGAGACGGGUAACAUGACAGCGGAAUCGAUGGUAUUUGUAGCUGACAAUUCAAGAGGGGCAAUAUACAUGGCCGACUUUUCCAGCGACAGUCUCGACUCUUUGACCUUCUAUGCUCUGCCCUUCGGUUCCGUCUCUCAACCGAUAGGCGUCGAUUACGAUCCGGCUACUCGCAUGGUGUACUGGACCGAAACGUCAGGAUCCAUACGACGCGCGAAUAUCGAUGGCACUAUGCAAAGCGUCAUCGUCAAUAGCAGUAUUGUCGGCAGGUCAGAAAACCUAGCGUUGGAUACCAGUCGUGGUAAAGUCUUUUGGACCGAUGAAACCCUAGACCGAAUCAUGUCGGCUAAUCUCGACGGAUCCUCUCAGCAAAUUCUCAUCAAUACCGACAUAGAGAGUCCACGCGCAAUCAUCGUACACCAAGUAGAAGGAGUGAUGAUUUGGACGGACUGGAGUGCCCCAAGUCGAAUCGAGAGGGCCAAUCUUGAUGGCGGGGACAGAUACGUCAUUGUCAACUCUAGCAUCAUAUAUCCCAAUGGGUUGGCAUUAAACGCUGACGGUUCACGGGUCUACUGGUGCGACGCUGGAACCGAUCAAAUCGAGUCCGUCGACCUCUGGGGCAACGACAGAAUGGUUCACCUGGCGACAUCGUCGAUUCAUCCUUACGACCUAGCAGUCGUCGACGACACUAUAAUAUGGACGGAUUGGAUUUAUGAUGCAAUUGGUGUAACUUCAACCAGCAAUAGCAGCGGUUACAGUUUAUACUACCACAGCACUUUCCAAAAUCCACAUGGCAUACAUGUGUAUCAAGAAGAAAUGCCAACAACAACGGAAGUUUACAACCCUACUACUGACCAAGCUGAUCCGGAGGCAGACCUGACUUGUGACAGCGUGUCGAUGACGCUCAUUAUGGACAGAAUCCUUCUCGAUAUCAGCGACGACGCCCGCGAUGUCCAUUUCAAAGACAAGUCUUGUGUUGGAUACGAUCACGAUAGUCAGCAUGUUGCGAUCACCACCAUGUACGACGGAUGUGGUACUACGCAAGAGCAAUACGACGACUACAUAAUAUUUACCAACAUGGUGACGUAUUACAAGCCUCGCCCUGAAAAUGGAACUGAUGAGCUCAUUACCAGAGAACACUAUCUUCAGAUCCCUGUUACUUGCUACCUGGAGCGGACACAGGUCUUGGAAGACUCCUUCAUGCCUGAAGCAAAUCUUCGUGUUUUCGAAAAGAAAGGGUAUGGUGAUUUCUCGCUAAACCUGGACCGGUAUACAACCCCAGGCUUCUACCAACCUACCAACGAUUCCGGCGAAGUUACGCUCGGCACACCGCUAUACUUCGGCGUCCGCCUGACGUCCGUCACGAACCUCACGCUUCUCAUCGAGUCGUGCUGGGCAACGAGCUCGCCGGACCCAGGCGACGAUCCCCGCUAUGAUAUCAUCAAGAAUGGAUGUGCCGUGGAUAGCACAACAGUCAUUUACAAUUUGGCCUCCCCAACUUUUAAAGGAUUUAGUAUCGAUGCUUUCACCUUUAUUGGCGAUAACGACGAGGUUUACGUCCACUGCUCAAUCCUGAUCUGUGACGACAACGACUCGGGCUCCCGCUGCGCUCAGGGGUGCAUAUCACGAUCUCGUCGUAGUCUGAAGAAUACAGGCUUCCAGUCCAAACUCCACACCAUCACGAACGGACCGCUCUCUGAUGCCUCCCGCUCCCAAAGGGCUAUGUUGCUUGAUAGCGUUUAUGAUUUGUAAUGUUUCGCUUCGGCAUGAUUAAUUGACCCAGGUUUUUCGGUCAAAUGUUUGGAGGAAUCUGCUUUGAGUGAUUAUAUAUCCCCUGCUUCAGUUAUUG
This is a messenger RNA of Strongylocentrotus purpuratus (purple sea urchin), 2300 nucleotides long. RefSeq lists its product as uncharacterized. The coding region runs from base 167 to 2203 and encodes 678 amino acids. The transcript has 13 exons. NCBI's taxonomy places the organism in Eukaryota, Metazoa, Echinodermata, Echinoidea, Camarodonta, Strongylocentrotidae. The record is from RefSeq and is a predicted model, not a curated record.